AUAUUUUACGACAAUUAACAGACCCUGUUCGGCAGUGGAGAACUCCAAGCAAAUUUUGCCAAAUACGUGCAGUUUAUGAAGAUGAUCUUGUCUUUUUAGAAAGGCAAAUUUACUUUGAUAUAUUGUGAACAACUGUAGCUCUCACUGAAGUCUUGUCACACUCCAAAAAUGCCUUUAGUGUGAAUAACAAACAUCGAAGUGUACCAUAUUCGGACAAUUGUUAUUCGGAUAGAUAUUCAUUCAUCUGCUUCUUCAGGAAUAUGUCAAACUUUGAUGAGAGAAGUGGCGUGGCAGCAUGUACAACUGCAUGGGGCCGCUGGUACCAGACCAUGGAAGAGGUAUUCAUAGAGGUGAAUCUUGAGGAGGGAACCAGUGGCAGACAGGUCAAAGUCAACAUUACACCCAAAAGAUUACAAGUGUUAGUGAAAGGAGAAACUAUAAUUGAGGGAGAACUAGCAUCAUCAGUAAAGAGUGAUGACAGUGUAUGGACUAUAGAAGACAAGAAGUUUCUGCGAAUAUGUUUAUGUAAAGUAAUGACUACAGCUGACCAGUGUUGGAAAUCAUUGUUGAAAGGCCAGUACGAGACAGAUCCAGGCACGUACGAUGAGAUGGAGAAAAAGCUUACACUUCAAAGAUACCAGUAUGAAACAGAAACUGCAUUUGGAGGAGCUGAUUGACCAGAUUGCUAAGCUGCUGGCAGCUAAUCCUGGUCCAUGUCUGUUUACAUGACAUGUCAUGUUAGUGACUGUAAGACAUAUUACACAAGUUACAUAGUUGUGAAACUGGAAGCCUGUUUCUUCUGCUUGCAGAAUCCAGGGAUGGACUUCAGUAAUGCAGAGAUUACGGGAACUUAUCAUGGUGGAGGACCAGAGUUACCUGGCAGUUAGGGGAGAUACCUCAAUGACAGAUGUUAGAAAUGACAUUUCUUUUGGAUUAGACAUAAAUGAUGUCCUUUAGUAGAAAGCAAAAUGAGGUUUUAAAAAACAAAGAGUGACUUCUCAUAAUGUUUGAACAUGUGAAUUUCUAUUGUUAAAAUCACUAGAAUCUGUAUGUGUACAGUCAACCUAUUGUUUAAUUAAGGUGUCACAGUUCUUUCAUGAAAUAUCAAUUGAAUCAUUUGACUAACUUAUAUAAGAAAUUAAAAUUGUCUUGAAGGAAGACUUGCUUUGAAACCUAUUCAGUAUUGUCACUAUUUGUUAUAUCAUGGCAUUCUAGAACAUCGUGAACAUCUGAAUUUCAAGUGUCUAUAAGUUUGUGAUAAAAACUAUGAAAAUGACACAGACAUAUCAACUGUAUGAAGAAAUGUUUGUCUUACUUCAGAUCAUAAUUCCAAACUUGAAGGAAAAAAUGUACUGCUUUAUUCAGAUAUUUUGAACAUCUCCAAUGGUCAUUGUAAAGUGACUGCUGUUAUUGCUGGAGGUCAUGUGACUGCUGUUAUUGCUGGAGGUCAUGUGACUGCUGUUAUUGCUGGAGGUUAUGUGACUGCUGUUAUUGCUGGAGGUUAUGUGACAACAGGAGAGCACCCUAGACAGAUCCUUGUCCCUUUUUAUGAAUCAUUAGUGACAAAAGAGGCAGAAGUUAAACAUGUGCAGAAUGCCUUAAAAUGACUAACGGGUCUGAUUCAAAGACUGCCUUACAUCAGGGGAACUGACAAUGAGUUUUGAGGGACCACAGUGUUUAUGUUACAACUCAUUUAGUGAACAACUUGCCCAUGUUACAGACAAAUCUGAGAGUCCUGUUGUAUAUUAUGUGAAGUGUACUGAUUGUAAAAAAAAUUACAUUGAAGAAAUAGAGCAUUGAACAUAAGAAUAAAGGAACAAACAUGCAUAUCAGACUCUGCAAUAUGUGAACAUAUUUUGAAUAAUGAACAUACAUCUUCAGCCAUAUUCACACUCUAGUUUAGUAAAAGAUGUCAUUAAAGUCAGUAACACCCCCCAGCAGUUUAACAAGGAUAAGGGCCUCUAAUGAUCACCAGUCUAUAAUGCUCUCCGUCACAUGACCUACAACAAUAUCAGCAGUCAACAGAAGACAAAGACUUUUGAAAUAUUUAAAUAUUGGGGAAGAUUUUCGCUACGAGUUAGGAAUUUUGAAGGAAUCCAGAGAUUUAGUUAUUGGUUCUUUAUUUGUUUGUUUGACCUAGAUAAUGUGUAUCAAUAAAAUAUGAAAAGUAAUAUUCAGAA
This is a messenger RNA of Mercenaria mercenaria, 2180 nucleotides long. Its product is annotated as nudC domain-containing protein 2-like. The record is from RefSeq and is a predicted model, not a curated record. Gene Ontology annotation, biological process: protein folding. Gene Ontology annotation, cellular component: cytoplasm. The transcript is spliced from 5 exons. The coding region runs from base 261 to 677 and encodes 138 amino acids. Lineage: Eukaryota; Metazoa; Mollusca; Bivalvia; Venerida; Veneridae.